GUCACUGAUCAGCGAAAUAUGCUUGCAAACCUGCUGAAUCCGAUUCUGGAGUUGUUGAUCCAACCAGGAGAGCGGCCCCUGCAGGCAAAGAUAUCCAUCUAUAGCAGUGCCAGAGUGUGUUUAAGAAGUGCGUAUGUUGUAGAGGAAACCAAGGAUCCGAAUGAGAAGAAUGCAGAUUGGUUGACAAGUGGUCUAGUAGUUGGUGAAGCGAGCACAGAUCCGAUUUUGGAAGUUCUUAGCAGCAAAGCUCAUGAACUGAGCCAGUGCAUUGCCAGGGACAUUGUGGAUCUGCCUCAGGAACACAAGAUAUUUUUCCCUAUUUUUAUCCGUCAUUUGGUCUACAAAAUUCAUAUUCUUCCUCCUUAUUAA
Molecule: messenger RNA, 369 nt
Organism: Cylicostephanus goldi
Lineage: Eukaryota; Metazoa; Nematoda; Chromadorea; Rhabditida; Strongylidae
Source: the annotation of a GenBank genome assembly